CAUUAUAUAUUGUUCAUUCAUAUAUAGUACUUGUGUUUGUUGGUUGCUACAAAACUAUGGCGUCGAGCUCGAAUUGGACCCCGAAACAAAACAAAAGAUUUGAGAAUGCAUUGGCAAUCUUGGACAAAGACAUUCCAGAUCGUUGGCAGAAGCUGGCUAGAGCUGUGGGAGGGAAGAGUGUUGAAGAAGUGAUAAGACAUUAUGAGAAGCUUGUUGAAGAUGUGAAGCUGAUUGAAGAAGGACUUGUUCCUUUGCCUAAUUACAGAAAUAAUGUUGGCAGCAACAAAGGUUACACUUACAUAAUGGAUGAAGACAAAAGGAUGAAGGCUCUAAGUCUCCAAUGAAGUGUGAUAAUAUAAAUACAAGAUUGGUUGAAUAAAAUAUUUGAUCUAGGGGAAUGUUUCUCUCUCUCUAUAUAUAUAAAACAUAUUAUAUAUAUAUGUGAAGUAUCAAUGUCUUGUAUUUCCUAUACAUAAUACAUGUAAAGAUCAAGUUGUUCCAAGAACAUGCCAAUUGGUAAAUAAAAAAACAUUGGCAUUGGCGAUAUAGCCAUUGGUUCUUUUCAGUCUCAGGUAAUAGAAGAAAAAUACAAAAGUAAUCAAAACUGUGAAAGUAGUUUAAUGCA
Molecule: messenger RNA, 625 nt
Organism: Cicer arietinum (chickpea)
Lineage: Eukaryota; Viridiplantae; Streptophyta; Magnoliopsida; Fabales; Fabaceae
Product: protein RADIALIS-like 4
Molecular function (GO): DNA-binding transcription factor activity
Source: RefSeq, a predicted model, not a curated record